GCGGGCCAUAAGAAAAUGGCAGCAUUGACUCUUCAUCAUCACUCGUGUCUUCAAGCGUCUGGACAUCUGUCACGUCGUCUGUAUCACUCGAAAUUUUCGAGCUUUACACGAAAUCACCUCAGAGAUCUCAGCUUUCGCCUUAGUCCUGCCGAUUUCUCGAGUUUUUUGUUGUCUACACGCAGCACUGCGUUUGCUGUACGAGCUCUGAGUACAGUCUCGGUGGAAGAGUCGCCGGAGAAGAAGAUGGUGAAAGGUAUUAGGGUUUACGAGCAUGGCGGUCCUGAGGUUCUGAAAUGGGAAGAUGUGGAAGUAGGAGAACCAAAGGAGGGUGAAAUACGUGUGAAGAACAAGGCGAUCGGGCUGAACUUCAUUGAUGUUUACUACAGGAAAGGUGUUUACAAGCCAGCUUCAAUGCCCUUCACACCAGGCAUGGAGGCUGUUGGAGAGGUGGUAGCUGUUGGGUCGGGAUUGACUGGCAGAAUGAUCGGUGAUCUCGUUGCUUACGCUGGAAAUCCGAUGGGUGCCUAUGCUGAGGAACAAAUCCUUCCAGCAGAUAAAGUGGUUCCUAUUCCUUCAUCUAUCGAUCCUAUCGUUGCAGCAUCAAUCAUGCUCAAGGGUAUGACUGCACAGUUUCUCCUUCGCCGUUGCUUCAAGGUCGAACGUGGGCACACAAUCCUUGUUCAUGCUGCUGCUGGUGGAGUUGGGUCUCUGUUGUGUCAAUGGGCAAAUGCGCUUGGAGCCACUGUAAUUGGAACUGUGUCAACUAAUGAAAAAGCGGCUCAAGCCAAAGAAGAUGGAUGCCACCAUGUCAUUCUGUACAAAAAUGAGGAUUUUGUUUCCCGGGUCAAUGACAUUACAUCGGGUAAAGGAGUCAAUGUUGUUUAUGACUCUGUGGGAAGAGACACCUUUAAGGGAUCAUUAGCAUGUUUAAAGAGUCGGGGAUACAUGGUGAGCUUUGGACAAUCUUCAGGAUCUCCAGAUCCGAUUCCAUUAUCUGAUCUUGCUCCAAAGUCCCUUUUCCUGACAAGACCUUCCAUGAUGCAAUACAAUGAAACUCGGGACGAGCUCUUGGAAUGUGCGGGAGAGGUUUUCGCCAAUGUUCAAUCCGGCAUCUUAAAGGCUCGUGUGAAUCAUAAGUACCCGUUGUCUCGAGUAGCUGAUGCUCACGCAGAUCUUGAGAAUAGGAUAACCUCUGGCUCCGUUGUGCUCUUGCCGUGAAAAGAUACAUAAAAAGAUGUUAGUAUCCAUCUUUCAAUAAGGGGAAUGUGGAUCCUUUGUGAUGGAAAAAUAUCAAAAUGUACUUUUAUUGGACCUGAAUGACAUUUAUCCUUAAAAGUUAAAACGUAAAUAAAACAAAUAAAUUCACGGGGCAAAA
This is a messenger RNA of Capsella rubella, 1375 nucleotides long. RefSeq names its product quinone oxidoreductase. The record is from RefSeq and is a predicted model, not a curated record. Gene Ontology annotation, molecular function: quinone reductase (NADPH) activity. The transcript has 5 exons. NCBI's taxonomy places the organism in Eukaryota, Viridiplantae, Streptophyta, Magnoliopsida, Brassicales, Brassicaceae. The coding region runs from base 16 to 1218 and encodes 400 amino acids. Gene Ontology annotation, cellular component: cytosol; cytoplasm. Gene Ontology annotation, biological process: cellular response to oxidative stress.